AUGCCAGUCACUCGAUCGGCUACGCGUGCCGCAGAACUUGAAAGCGAGAAAUCGAAUAUUGCCAAGCCUACUGCCAAAGAGACACAAGCUACCACCAAGUCAAGCACCUCAGCCACUCUAGGGAAAUCAGGCAACAAGGGAAAAACAGCCAAGCACAGGGAACCUAGUUCAGAUUCUGAAUAUGAGGAUCAACCUCAGGAACGCAGCUUUCUCGAAUGGAUAUCUCUUAAAGACUUGCCUAGUGGUGGAGAUGUUAUCCCCAACAGCGAUGAAGUUUUCUCUAUCUUACAAGAGAUGCAAAAACUGAAAGGAUAUAUAGAGAAAUGCUCUAUCUGUCCAGAACUACCUUACUGGUACCAUACAGAUGAGGAGUGGGCCUAUAAGCCCUAUCCCCUGAUCGGAUUUGAAGGUGGACGGUCUUUUUGGAUGGAGGAAAAUUCCGAGUAUCAAGGAGCGCCUGCUAAACGUUUGGUGUACUUCCUCGAAUUUGUCGAUAAAGAGGCGGAGCAAAACUAUAAAGAGAAGGUGAAGUGGUGGGGCAAACCUGUCAUUCGUAAUGGCAAGCCAAAUCCUAAUGUCAUGGUGAACUUCUUUCACCAGUUGGAAAAGCUCGGAAUGAUCGGGUACGAUUCAUUGCAUGUUCUCUUCGUGGAAGUUCUGCACUAUGUACCGGAACAGUAUGUCCAUGUACCGCCAUCCCGUUCAAGUUACACAGCGGACAAAGAAGUGUUACGCGAAAGGUACCGAAACUACACAGCGGAAAAUCAAGAGAUAUACGAAAGGUGGGAUUAUGAAUGUCUAAUGCAGCUUCCAAGAGACUCAGAUCCAGAUUUAUAG
Molecule: messenger RNA, 837 nt
Organism: Penicillium cosmopolitanum
Lineage: Eukaryota; Fungi; Ascomycota; Eurotiomycetes; Eurotiales; Aspergillaceae
Exons: 2
Coding region: 1-837 (278 amino acids)
Source: RefSeq, a predicted model, not a curated record